Hemiscyllium ocellatum (epaulette shark) is the source of this 2000-nucleotide messenger RNA. Its product is annotated as regulator of microtubule dynamics protein 2. Gene Ontology annotation, cellular component: mitotic spindle pole; spindle microtubule; cytoplasm. Bases 216 to 1487 code for a protein of 423 amino acids. The transcript is spliced from 10 exons. Lineage: Eukaryota; Metazoa; Chordata; Chondrichthyes; Orectolobiformes; Hemiscylliidae. Gene Ontology annotation, molecular function: microtubule binding. The record is from RefSeq and is a predicted model, not a curated record.
GGCUGUUGCAGCCGUGAGUAGAGAAUUCCGAGUGGGCGGUUAUUAAUCGCGUAUGACAGCAGAUGAAGGGAGAGGUUGUUGUUUCAGUGGAGCUAAUACCAGCGAGUUGUUAUAGGAAAGGUGAAGGUGCGGGCAGGUGGCGAUUGGGUUUCAAACUGUAGUUGCUGCUCGCGCUCACUUCUAACCGACUGGAGUAACGGCUGGCGCUCGCGGACAUGACGCAGCCAACCGAUGGCAAGGCUCUGGUGUUGGGCUUGUUAGCAGGGGUGGGUAUCGGGGCGGCCGGCCUCACGCUGGCGGUCGCCUGGUACCGAAGGACCAAAGAGAACGAAAGCAGCAUCUCCGCUGCGAGGAGUCGGGCUGAGUUUCACAAACGUUUAAAAGCCUCCGGGCCCAGGCUCCCCUCGCCGCGUCAGGCCGACAUCUUGGAGACGCUCAGUGAGCUGAUCCGGAGCCUGGAGGAGGUGAAGGGCGAGGUGCAAAGCCUGAAGGAGGCCGUGCCUCGCCUGGAGGAACGAGUGCGGAAAGAACUUAGUGAGUUCGGGCCGGAGCGGAGUCCGAGAAAGGCGGCCAGGAAGAGGAAGAGAAGCGAGCGAGUCUUGGAGGAUGGAGAUGUAGAUGUUUCCGCUGUGGGUUUUGGUUCUGUCAGCUCCGAGGAGGUGGAGAGUGAAGGCGGCUAUAUCACAGCACAUACAGAUACAGAAGAAGAAUCUGAAGAGGAAAAGAUAUGUUCAACAGUAAACGCCACAUAUGGAUCUCCACUACAAGAAGACAGCCAGGCCAGGGAAUUUAAUGUCCUCAUCCAGAAAGCAGAUAACCUACAUGAUAAUCCAGAACUGGAUAAGGAAGAAGGAUUCCAAUUACUGUUAGGAAAAAAAGACCAGUUUUGGGACCAAGUGGAAUUUCUAUGGCGAUUAGCACGGGCAUAUGCUGAUAUGCAUGACAUAGCAGUGGAUGUAGAAGACAAGAAAAACUAUGCAGUAAUUGGUAAGGAGAUAGCUAUGGAUGCAGUUAAACUGGGUCCCCAGAAUGCUGAUAGCCACAUGUGGCUUGCAAUUGUUUGUGGGCAUCUUUCUGAAUAUGGAAGUGUACAGUCCAAAAUCAAGAAUGGCACUCUUUUCAAAGAUCACAUAGACAAAGCAAUUGAGUUGAGACCACAGGACCCCAAAUUGUAUCAUCUACUCGGAAGAUGGUGCUAUGCAGCCUCGAAGCUGUCAUGGCUUGAAAAAAAGGUAGCUGCAACAUUGUUUAACGAACCACCAAAUUCAACCAUACAGGAAGCUUUGCAAUGUUUCCUCAAGGUGGAAGAACUACAUCCAAGCUAUUCCAAAACUAAUUGUGUAUACAUAACAAAGUGUUACAGAGAACUUGGCCAAACCAACAAUGCACAAAUGUGGUGUGACACGGCAGCAUCCUUUCCCUACAAUGCAAAGGAACAAGAAACUCAGGAAGAAUUAGAAAGCCUGCUGUCUCUUCUCAAGCAAUAAACUUCAUUUCUUUACUUGCAGUUCUGAAACAUUUGAAUGUCUCAUGAUUGACAUUGAGGAAGGGAAUGGGUUACAUUGAGAACUAAAGAUAAUUUCUUUGGUGUUUGCUUCAAUCGAUGUAUUUAUUGAUUCAGUCUGAGUUCAAAGAUUCUGAAAUUAAUCCAAAUAAGAUUAAUGUUGAAAAUGUCAGUGGAACUGAAUGAACAUAUCCUGAAAAAUGAUGAUGGGCUAAAUCAGAAGAUAUAGUCUAAGUAGAAUUAUGAUCUCCGCAAUGACUGUAAAACCCGUGGACAUGGUUAUUUUUAGUAAUGUGCAGACACCACUACAAAUGUCUUUUAUGAAGAAAAGUUCCAAAGACAGUAAUGAUGAUUUGAAACUGACAUUUUUUAAACGCUUGGUAUGAAGAAAGGCAUAAUUAUAAUUACAUAAGGAUUUUCAAAUUAUAUUUAGACAUACUGUAUUUAAAAAAUGACUAAUCAGUUUUUCCAAACUUAAUAAAGUAUAAAAUCUGUG